This is a messenger RNA of Acaulospora morrowiae, 1486 nucleotides long. The record is from the annotation of a GenBank genome assembly. Lineage: Eukaryota; Fungi; Glomeromycota; Glomeromycetes; Diversisporales; Acaulosporaceae.
AUGAGUGUCACCAAUUCGUCACAACUAUUUUUUUCUAACCUCCCAUCUUCAAUCUCACUUGAUGAAGAUAUUAAAGAAUACAUCGCGAAUGUAUUAACCGAUAUCGAGGAUUUCGCUUCUUUGAGGGACGCCACAGAACAAUUCUUGAUUGAUGCAGGAACUAGUGACGAGGAAUUGGAAAGUUUUUAUUUAAAGCUAUCCGCGGAAUGGAAGGAAGACGAGCCUAGUUCUUCGGUAAGAGAUCUAGUAAAGAGAUUGCCAUCCGAGAUGCAGACAAAGGUUAACUUAUCGACCACCUCCAAGUCGGGUAACACAAGCAACCAAUCUAACGAAAAGACGACAAAGUCUUCUCCAACAAACCUGACAUCGACCGCUCGUACUGUCAGCUCAUCUUCGUCACCGCUGAAGAGCGAUGAUGUUGAAAUAGUGGCCUACUCGCAACAAUCGAGAUUUCACACCGAAACUUUAGAAACUUUAUCCAAGGAGGUGGACCUGAAAGAUGUCAAUAUCACGGUUGGUCACCAAGAGUUAUUGGUGGACUCGCGACUACAAUUGAAAACCGGAGUUCAUUAUGGAUUGAUCGGCCGUAACGGUGUUGGCAAAUCCACACUUUUAAGAUGUAUCGGAACUCGGGAAUUGAUUGGAUUUCCAAAAAAUGUCCGAGUGCUCUAUAUCGAGCAGUUGGAACACAUCGACGAGUCUCUAAGAGUCAUCGAUUUGGUUUUACAGGCCGACGAAGAACGAACCAUGCUCCUACAAGAGAAACAGAUCCUUCAGCAAGCGGCCGAAGGUGAAGUCAUGGAUGCCGAAAAUGCGGUGAAAAAAGUUAUGUUUGAAAGACUAAAGAAAGAAUUGAAAGAUGCAGAGAAGCUUGCAAUUCAGAGGAGUGGUAGAAGAGGCGUCGAAGCGAGACAAGAAUUGUUGGAUGCUGAAGCCAGGGUUUUGGAAGCCAAGAGAGCGCUGGAUGAAAAACACGAAAAUCAAAACGAGGAUUAUACGACAAAAUUGCAUGUGCUUCUUGAAGAAGUUUAUACAAAACUUGACCAGAUUGAUGCAGAUUCGGCCGAACCAAGAGCACGAGAGAUUUUAUCGGGAUUGGGGUUCUCUGAGAAACAGCAAUAUUCUCCCGUUGCUUCAUUGUCUUCACUCUCUGGUGGGUGGAGAAUGAGAGUAACGCUGGCACAAUCAUUAUUUUUGCAACCGGACAUCCUGCUUCUUGAUGAACCAACAAAUCACUUAGACUUACCGGCCAUCCUUUGGCUUCAAUCCUACCUCAACACCUUGAUCGAUACCACGAUGGUAAUAGUUUCUCAUGAUCGAAGAUUCUUAAAUAAGACGGUCACAGAAAUAAUUAGGUUCAAGGAUCAAAAGUUGACUUACCAUACCGGAAACUAUGAUGAGUUCGAGAAGAAUUUAGAGGAUCUGAGACUGAAAAAGGAGAGGAUGUAUGAGGCACAGGAAAAACAGAAGAAGCAUAUUGAAAUUA